Messenger RNA from Etheostoma spectabile (orangethroat darter), 3524 nucleotides. RefSeq names its product phosphoprotein membrane anchor with glycosphingolipid microdomains 1 (gene pag1). The record is from RefSeq and is a predicted model, not a curated record. Gene Ontology annotation, cellular component: membrane raft; plasma membrane. The transcript has 10 exons. Lineage: Eukaryota; Metazoa; Chordata; Actinopteri; Perciformes; Percidae. Gene Ontology annotation, biological process: intracellular signal transduction; negative regulation of T cell activation. The coding region runs from base 374 to 1720 and encodes 448 amino acids.
CCAGCGUCCUGCUGCUGCCUGGCAGAGCUCAGAGCGGAGCGGACUGAAAUGAGCAGCUCCGUGUCUCUCACGUCCAGAAAUGUGCGCAGGCUGAAGAACGAGUCGCAUAGCUGUCUGUGUGUAUCCUCCUCCGACUACUUCACUCUCAUCGGCAGCACCGAAGAAUAGCACGAAGGAUAGGCUACACGCGCACUAAACAAAUCCAGACACUUUUCUGUUCAACCAGCCGCUGAAUGCAGAUAGUCCUCAUUCUCCGGCGAGGCCAACCUGACUAAUCAUCCAACGUGUCAAGACACACAAGCUCAUCCUUGCCGCUGCAUCCCCUCGUUCCGGUACCUGUCCAAUGUCUUUCCCCCCCACAGUGUGAUGCGUUAUGGCUCCGGUGCUGAGUGGAGUGUGGUGGGGGCCGGAGGCGGGUGUCGUUGGGUCAGGGGCGGCAGCUGCUACAGGGGUGGCAUCGUGGCUGGGCGGUGGGCAGCUGGUCCUGGUCGUCACCCUCAGCAUCCUCGUCGCCCUGCUGCUGGUCUCUGUGCUGCUGCUGCUGUGUGCUAGCUGCCAGGGGCAGAAGAAGGCGGUCAAUGGACAUGAGAACCUAAUGAAUGGAAUGUCAGAGACGAUUAGCCAAUCAGCAGACAGUCCAACGACAGACGUGGCCGCCAGCAGCUCUCACAAUGGUCCUCUAACCAGCGGUACAAUCCUCACAGACACACAGGAUACCAGUCCCCAUCCGUCAGAGGAGAUGCUCUCCAGCCAAUCAGAGCUCAGGUCCUCCAAGUGCCCUCAGGACCGUGAGCUUCCUAGCAUUCCUCCCAACAACAACCAUAUUGGGGAUAGACCCCCAGCUUCAGGAGACAGCACCUAUGAGGUGGUGAAGGAGAUUGCAGUGGCAUCACGUGACGUCAGCGUUGAAGACUCCCUGUACGAGACCGUCAAGGAACUGAAAGACCACCCCGCACAGCUCGGUCUCCCAAACGGUACCAUCCAUCUGAGCCCAGAUGAACCUCCCCAUCAUCCCCCUGCACUUCUCAACGGCCACCUCAGCCCCUGCACACCUGAGCGGGGCCCUCUGUUCGCAGGAGUGGAGUAUGCCUCAGUUGACCUGAAUAAGAAGAGCCGUCACAGCGCUGACAUGGAAGCCAAAAGGCGCUCUAAUAAUGCCAGCGUUACCUCCCACAAGCCUCUGGAGGAACCAGAGGAAGACUUACCUCCGCCGGUACCAGAGAAGGUUCUGGAUGAAAAUGAUAACACGCCAGUGGUGAUGAAUGGGCUGGCUGGGGCUGGUCUGCACAAUGGAGAGUUACACUCCCCUCUGUCUCCUGCAACAGGGUCCGACAACCACAUUCUGUCAGACAAUGAGUUAGCAUUGUACUCUACAGUCAACAAAACAAACUGUGACGAUGCUCUGAACGAGGACGACAAAGAGCACGACUACAGCAGCAUUGCAGAGAUCAAAGGUCUCGUCACAUCCUCUUCCUCCAGUGACCUCUAUGCCACUGUCCGAGAUAUCUACGCCCAGCCAGACAAGCCCCAGACGGACGAAGACCCCAACUUGGACAGCACGGAUCACUGCUAUGAAACCAUCCGCAUCCCAAAGACUGGUAGCUCGGAUGAUGACCACAGGGCUGGGCCGGGGGCAGAUGGGUCAGACGCUGCCAAGACAGAGCCUGACUAUGAGAGUGUCGGAGAGUUAGGUCUGAGCCGGGAAACAUCCCGCCUCUGACUUUUUCCUGUCAUCGUCUUUAUCUGUGGCGGUUUGGGAGAAGCCUCCUCUCUUAACAUCUGACAGACGCCACUAUAGUGCUGUGAACCCGCUACCAAGCAUGCUUUUGGUGCAUGACUUGGGGAAAAUGGCGCACCACAGCAUCCAUCAUCGAUGCAUGAGUGUCCUCUUUUUGGCUUGGGUACGGUUUAUCAUAUCUGAACAUUUAAUUUAUCAACCACAGUGAAUGUCAUUGGUACUGGUUGGCCUAGUACAAACGAAACUGUAGUACAUCAGUUAUUGGGCAUUAAUCGUGGAUGAGUGCACUUUGAUUCAUCAUUAAAUUCCUCUUUUGUCUUUUUUUUGGCAGUGCGUACCAUGGACACAUUUAACAACGCUUGAUUGUUAAAAAUGAUCAAAUAAAUAAAGUAUCAAAAAAAUAAAAAAUAGGGUUAGCUCAGUACACAAUCUGCGCCUGUUAUAUAAAAAGAUAGUAAGAAUUCCGUGCCGUAAUGAUGAAAUCCAUGCACUUACCAUACAUAUGAAGGAAACCUUGUUUGCAUGCCCCUUCUGCAGCUGCUAGUGACUUUCUAGCUUAUUUUAGGUGACUCAGUGUCAUGUUUUAUUGAGGUGCCAGAUGGUGUAUUUCAAGCUAUUCUUUGUCAGGUUUGGCAGCACCUCCACUGAGUAUUCUCUGCUUGAAAUUCCUGUGAAUAGGUUCUAGGCACAUAAAGCAAAAGCCAGUCUUAUUUUUGGCCAAAUGGUUAGUUGAAACAAUUAGAUAGAUUACGCAACCAAAUAGAAAUGAGGACUUUUUGACUACUACUUACAUACAUAUGUUUUUUUUUAGACUUUUCACUGCAACCAAGCCAAGAGACAAAGUAAGAAAUGUGGUUUCACACAAGCUUAAGGUCACAAAAAAAUUUGUUUUGACGUUUUACAGUCCAUAUCAACAUUAUUUUGUGAAAUUCAUAUUUAUUUGAAGAUGCAUAUUGUUGUGUAAUUGUGAAUGUUAAAGAGUAUGUGUGAAAGAAGAGUAAAUAGGGUUUUCUAGAAGUUUCUAGCAUUUGUAUUAAGAUAUUAAAUGAAAGUGAGUUGAGAAGUAAAGGUACGCUUCCCCCAGACUUGUUUUGGACAGAAUACAUUGUUUAAAAAAAACUAAAACUAAAACAUGAUGAGAAUAUAUUUUCCGUUUUGUCAUUUUGCACGGGUCAAAACAAAUUCAAAAGAGGUGUAAUGUGAUAAAAAUGACACAAACUUGCAUUAUUAAUACAAAUCUAUUGAUUAUUUAUAUAUAUAUUUUUAGUUGUCAUGCUUUUUUGAGCAUAGGCUACUCUUGGUACAGUAUACAGUCUUUAGUUGGCAUCCCCGAUGAAUUUUAAAGCACAAGGUUUAAUAUCAUGGUACUGCAUUUAUAUAUUGCUUAUCCAGCUACAUAUCUGCACAAUUUGAAUAUCUAAUGCUUUUUAACGUACUUGUAGCACUCGAGAAAACCAUAUCUGUCUGUUUGUAGCUUGUACUGACGUCAGCCAGCCAAGGCUUGUACAUACUUGAAGCACUAUUUUAACCAACUGUUUCUUGCUGGAAGUUUUAUGUAAGCUUUAUAUUAUUUGUACAAUGUCCAGAUUGGUAUCAUUUUAAAACAUGUCUGUUAAGAGCACUGAUGUAUGUCUGCCUUGUUUGUAGGAAAACUGAAAACAUGUUGUCAUAUAGCUUUUGAGUUCUGAGAAGAAGUAACCAAUCAAAUGUCAGAAAUAUGGUACAAUGUUUUGGUACAUGCAUUUUAAGAAACCGUGAGUGUGGUACUUGUAUUUAACAAAACAAA